ACCCGUACGUGCGGUCAGAGAGCUAUCUGGGGUGGCAUUGGAGUUGGAGCCGGCCUGACAGCACCAGAGAGAGGGUUGCCGACAUGGGAGAAGCGGCAGACCGCGAGCGGCCGCCGUGGCGCUGCACGGUAGCCGUGCAGGCCGCGCUCUGCCUCGCGCUCUACGCGGCCUUCAGCCUCGGCGAGCCGCAGCUCAUCCCGCGGGGCGGGGUGGACGCACUCGGGCGGGGCGCGCGCGGCGGCGGCGUCGCCUUCCUCAGCGUCGCUGGCGGCGCGCGCGGACCCAUCGACCAGGAGAGGCUCCUGAGGCAGAUGGAGACCACAGCAAAGCUUUAUGAAGUCAAGUUCGUGCUGGAUGUUACUCAACUGGGAGCGGAUGAUCCACUCUGGCAAAAUGGUUCCAUGUACUUCCAGGCUCUGAACAUCCCGUGGUACUCCACUUCAUCACAUGGGCGGACGGUUGGUAACUUUUUGAAGAAAGUGAAGAUGCCCUACGAUCAGGUUCUAGAUAUUAUUGGUCUGGGCACAUGGCCUCUGCAGGAACCUCUACAUGGUGGCAGGAUAAGCACUUCUUACAAGGGACAAAUUAAAUGGUUGGAUCGAUUACUAGCACUCACUGAAAGCAAUUGGAAAAUAGUUGUUGGAUAUAAUCCAUUACUUGUUUGCAAUGGGAAAGAAACAACAAAGCUCGAUGUGCCAUUUCAACAUAUUUUUGCAAAAUAUGAAGUGAAUGCAUACAUAAGCAUGGGCGGGUCUUGUGGCUACUUCCAUCGAGACAACUCGAUACUGUACAUUGGACACCCCAGGAGCCCUGGUGGUGCCCAAACAAGUGUAGAUGGUUUUUUCUUGCACAGAGUUAGACCCCUCGAGAUGGAGUCAAUGUUGAUAAAUGUAGAAGGCAAGCUAGUUCAGAGAUCUGAUGUUCAGCAGCAUGGAACGGGAGCCAUGUGAACCUCACAACUUUCAGUUUCUGUUCCAUUAUGUCGUAGCGCCGAACAAAGGCGUGACAUAAUGUUGUGUUGUAUUGUAUUCAUUCAGUUUAAAAAAAGCUGCAUUAGAUUUUUGUCAUUUUGCCUGUUUCAACAUGUUUGAGUUUGUAGGUAGUCUUUAUCAUUAUUUACAAACAUACAAGAGUUCACUAUCACAUGCAGAGUGCUGCC
Messenger RNA from Zea mays, 1159 nucleotides. RefSeq lists its product as uncharacterized. The record is from RefSeq and is marked validated. NCBI's taxonomy places the organism in Eukaryota, Viridiplantae, Streptophyta, Magnoliopsida, Poales, Poaceae.